Messenger RNA from Medicago truncatula (barrel medic), 2671 nucleotides. RefSeq lists its product as uncharacterized. Lineage: Eukaryota; Viridiplantae; Streptophyta; Magnoliopsida; Fabales; Fabaceae. Gene Ontology annotation, cellular component: membrane. The record is from RefSeq and is a predicted model, not a curated record. The coding region runs from base 224 to 2431 and encodes 735 amino acids. Gene Ontology annotation, molecular function: protein binding. The transcript has 8 exons.
GUUCAUACUUUCAUGUCAAUAACCAUGAACAUAUGAACAUUUAUUAUUCCCCUAAAAAAAACUAUGAAUCUCUAUAAAUGUCCAUUAUUUUGACAGGGCUCUGAUGUGCACGCGUUUCUCAAGUUUCGUUUGCGCAUAGUUGUAGCAACUACAACUAUUUUUUUGAGAGGAGUUGUAGCAACUUGUAAAGUGCGCGCAAUACAAAUCGUGAAGGAGUAGAUUAAUGGAAGGAACAAGCAGCAAUAUUUCAGGGAAUGCAAUAGUUUUUGAACCACUGACGAAAGACAACUAUGAUUACUGGAGCUGUCUGGUGAGAAAUUAUCUAUUAGGGCAAGAUCUGUGGGGGUUUGUGACUUCUAUUUCUGAGAGCACUGGUCCACGAUCUAGACGAGAAACUGAGGUCUGGAACAGGAGGAAUGGGAAAGCUUUGCAUAUCAUUCAACUAGCAUGUGGACCAGAGAAUAUUAAUCUUAUUAAGGAUCUUCAAUCCGCUAGAGAAGCUUGGAAUGAAUUGAGUACACAUUAUAGCUCAGAUUUAUCAGCUGAUCCAGAUAUUGAGCAAGGUGUGGUGGACGAUAGUCUCCUUAAAAAUAAAUCGCUACACAUGUUUAUUGAGAGUGGCGCGUGGAAAGAUGCAAAAUUAUUUAUGACUGAUAGUAAUAAUGAUAUGGCAAUAUUUUCGACGUCCUCCAUGGGGAGGACCGUUCUACAUGUCGCAGUGAUUGCUGGGAGGGAGGGCAUUGUAAAGAAGUUGGUGAAGAGAGGGAAAUACGAGUUAAUGAAAAUGAAAGACAAUCGUGGAUACACAGCCCUUGCUCUUGCUGCUGAGCUUACUGGAAACACCAAUAUAGCAAAGUGUAUGGUAGAAAAGAAGCGAGGGAAAUCAUCACUACAUGGAUCAGAGCCUGUUAUCGACCAUGACUUGUUAUUUCUGAAGACCAAUGAUGAUGAAAUCCCUCUUCUUCUUGCUGCUGCUAAGGGACACAAAGAAUUGACAAGCUAUCUAUACGAUAGUACUAAAUUGGAUGACAAGAAUGACAAAAGUUUCGACAAUCGUGUUUUGCUUCUUACACGAUGUAUCACUGCAGAAAUAUUUGGUGUGGCUUUGAGUUUACUCCAAGAAUUCCCGGAAAUGCCUAUUGCCCACAAAUCCAAAUCCAGAUCAGAUGGCGUACAACCAUUAUAUGCAUUGGCUCGCAUGCCUUCUGUGUUUCGAAGAGGCAACAAAUAUGGAUUCAUACGAAAAUUCCUUUACAAAAUCUUGAUAUUGCCAGAAAAGCAUAACUUAAAUGGGAUAAUUGUGAAUCUAGCAAAUGUUAUUGAAAAGGAAAAACAACACAAAACUUCUUUCACAGGUCGAUUACGCGUGCUUAUUCAUGUAUCAUUUCAGAAUUCAGUAUUAUUAAAGUUGUCCGGAAUAAGGGAAAUAUACGAACAGAAAGUUACCCACUGUGUAGUUCAUAAAAUACUGAGUUGCUUGUGCAAAAAAAUUCCGGUUUUAAACGAAUCUGAUUUGAGGGAGGCUUCUGCUUACGAUGCAAUGUUGCAAGCAGCAAAGCAUGGAAAUAUUGAGUUCAUAGAUGCAAUGAGAAAAGUUAACCCUGACCUCUUAUGGACUAUUGAUAAAAAUAAAAGAGGCGUAUUUUCGCAUGCAGUUUUGAACCGUAGAAAAGCUGUUUUCAAACUCAUACAUGAUGGAACUGUAAAUGGACGGAAGGAGAUAGUUAAAUGUCGUGUAGACGCUUUUGGCAAUACCAUGUUGCACUUGGCAGGAUUUUUAGGGCCUUCCUCUGACCUUGAUCGUAGAUCUGGUCCUGCUAUGCAGAUGCAAAGAGAGAUUAUGUGGUUCAAGGCAGUGGAGAAAAUUGUGCAUCCCAAGUGUAAGGAAGCAAAAAAUUCAGACGAUAAGAAGCCUCGAGAACUAUUUACAGAAAGCCACAAGGAGCUGGUGAAAGCUGGAGAGAAAUGGGCAAAAGAUACAGCUGGUUCAUUUACACUUGUUGCUACACUCAUCACAACCAUCAUGUUCGCUGCAGCUUUCACUGUCCCUGGUGGAAACAAUCAAGACAGUGGAAUUCCCCUCUUCUUGCAUGACAAUACAUUUAAUGUGUUUAUAAUAGCAGAUGCAAUAUCUCUUUUCACUUCUUCAACUUCAGUCCUUCUCUUCAUUGGAAUUCUCACAGCGCGUUAUGCUGAAAAGGAUUUCCUCAAGUCAUUACCACUCAGGUUGCUUUUCGGCCUCAUUGCACUGUUCUUCUCUGUGGUGUCCAUGAUAGUUGCCUUUUGUGCUUCACUUGCUAUGCUCUUAAAGGGACAUCAUGGUGUCAUAAUAACAGCAAUGUGUUUUGCAUGUGUUCCUGUUAUUGUUCUUGUACCUUCACAAAUGCGACUCUUCCUUGAGAUUUUCAAGUCUACAAUAUUAUUCGAUUGAAACCACUUACAUAUGCUAAUUUAAUCUCCAGAGUACUAUUGUUUGACUUGACUGUACUUAUUUAGUGUUUUGUUUACAUAAUUUCAGAACAAGCAUCUAGUAGUCGCAUCCAUGCAAGUGAAUAAUUUGGCAAAGAGAAUUGUAGAAAGGUUUCAAGUAUUAUGGCCAAGGAAUGUAGAAACCGAUAGAUUUUUUUGCAGAAAAUUACAAUUAGUGACAUUUUAUUUUUUGUUUUUUUGA